AUGCCAUCAUCAACGUCAGAGAUGCUCAUCCGAGCAGCUGCCACUCGACCUGCUCACUGCACCAAAGAUACAUGCCCGGCAUCAUACUCUAUCUAUGGCUACGCGCCGAAUCUUGGUGCCAACGCCUUCUUUGUCACUCUCUUCGCGAUUAGUUGUCUAGUAUUCUGCUAUCAAGCCCGAUUAUACCGUAAAUGGCUCGGCUUCUCCAUCGCUCUCAUCCUAGGCACGGCGUUAGAAAGCAUCGGCUAUGCAUCCCGCCUCAUCCUCUCCAACGACCCGUUCUCUCCAAAUGGCUUCAAACUAAACAUCGUCCUCCUUACCUUCGCUCCCGCUUUCCUAACCGCUGGAAUAUACCUUCUCCUCAAGCAAUUAACGCUAUCACUCCAACCGCGCCUCUCACCACUAAAACCCUCUCUCUACACACCAAUCUUUGUAUCUUGCGAUCUACUAGCCAUAAUCCUCCAAGGCGCCGGUGGCGCCAUCUCUGCCGCUGCAGCUAGUGGCACAAACAANAAACUACUGGAUCUAGGCGUCGAUGUCAUGAUCGCGGGCUUGAGUUCUCAGGUCAUCACUCUAGCAGUCUUUGCCGUGUUGGCUGGCAUCUUCUUUCUGAAGGUUGCUGGAGCAAAGGAAAGAUUAACUCCUGCUGCUGGAUACCUCUGGCAAGCAACCAGUUUCCGCUUAUUCAUUGGCUCUGCGGUCACGGCUUUUAUACUCAUCUUCAUUAGAUGUGCGUAUCGUAUUGCUGAGCUCAAGGAUGGUUGGGGUUCACCUAUUAUGAGGAGAGAGGGAGAGUUUAUUGUUUUGGAUUCUGUUAUGAUCUCUGUAGCUGCUGUUUUGCUCAACAUCUUCCACCCCGGCAGAUGCUUCAAGCAAAAUCUCAGGGAUACGUCGGUGGAUCUGUCGACGACUGAUCAGAAAGAAGAAGAAGAGGCGUUCGACAUGACUGUAUAUACGCAGUCGAAAGUACAUGCCUAA
Molecule: messenger RNA, 978 nt
Organism: Aureobasidium vineae
Lineage: Eukaryota; Fungi; Ascomycota; Dothideomycetes; Dothideales; Saccotheciaceae
Source: the annotation of a GenBank genome assembly